ACUACAACAGUCACAAUGCGCCUGCUCAGUCAACACUUGGUACGCAGCUAUAUCUGCCCCUCAUGUCGGGCUAGUAUACAGAAAAGCACUCGACGAGUCUUUUCAACCACCCCAAUUGCUCGAGCAUCGCCCGACAUUUACGACGUCGUCUGCGUUGGCGGGGGUCCUGCUGGUCUCGCUCUUGCCGCGGCUCUUCUAUCUUCGCCGGUUACGUCCAACCUCAGAAUCGCCUUAAUCGAGAGUCAAGACCUAAACAAAUCGCGUAUCUGGAAUCUGCCUCCCGGCGAAUUCUCCAACCGAUGCAGCAGUCUCACGCCCACCUCAGUUUCCUUCCUACAAAAGAUCGGCGCCUGGAAACAUGUUGACGCUUCACGCGUUCAGCCAUACCAAGAAAUGCAAGUAUGGGACGGACAGACCGGAUCGAAAAUCUCCUUUGACUGGUCGGUGGACACAUCUCCAUUUGAGGAUAUCAGAUCGAUAGCUACGAUGACGGAGAAUGCGAAUCUUGUUCGAGGACUACUUUUGCGAAUUCAGGAGUUAGAAGAUGGCAAUAGCAAUGGCAAUGGCUCACUUUCGGUAUUCUCGAAUACGAUGGUGUCCUCUAUUGAGAAUGGGUCUAAAAGUACAGACGGUCCUAAUCUAUCAGCCUGGCCUAUCGUAUCCCUCGCGCCGUCCCCAUCGUCUUCUUCCUCUGUAUCCGGACCUAUCACUGCGCGAUUACUGGUCGGUGCAGACGGCAUCAACAGUCCCGUUCGCUCGUUCGCCGACAUCACAACCAGCGGAUGGGACUACGACCGCCACGGCAUCGUCGCAACGCUCUCCCUCUCCGAGGAUUCCCCCUCCCCUCUCAACAUUCGAACAGCUUACCAACGCUUCCUCCCUUCCUUAGGCGGACCAAUUGCUCUUCUGCCCCUACCAGGAAACAAAGCAACUUUAGUGUGGUCCACCAAAAUCGAAAACGCAGCAUACCUCAAAUCCCUACCGGAAGAAGCAUUCAUAGCCAUGAUCAACGCUGCAUUCCGUCUCUCAAUGACUGAUUUGAAUUACAUGCUUGCUAUCGACCCGAAGGAAACAAAUCAACAUCAAGACGAACUCACCUGGCGACUAAACCACACCCCUCAAUCAACCUACCUCCCUCCGCUAGUCACAUCCAUCCAACGAGGAACCACAGCCUCGUUUCCCCUCCGUUUCCGUCACGCAUCAUCCUACAUCUCCCCUCGAGUCGCUCUAAUCGGUGACGCAGCACACGUCAUCCACCCGUUAGCAGGCCAAGGUCUAAAUCUUGGUAUAGGAGACGUGGCAUCUCUCAGCAACACAAUCGAAUACGCCGUCAACCACGGUAUGGAUAUAGGUGACCACCUCGCUCUAGAACCGUACAUGACAGCGCGGUAUGCUGCGAAUACGAAGAUUGGUGGGAUGUGCGAUUUGUUGCACAAAGUGUAUAAUGUCCCUGGUAAUGGGCCGGUGGCAGUUGCGAGAAGUUUAGGAUUGAAUCUUGUUGAUCGCGUGCCGUGGUUGAAGGGAUUUGUUAUGAAGCAGGCGGAUUAA
This is a messenger RNA of Talaromyces stipitatus ATCC 10500, 1548 nucleotides long. RefSeq names its product ubiquinone biosynthesis monooxgenase (Coq6), putative. The transcript is spliced from 2 exons. The record is from RefSeq and is a predicted model, not a curated record. Bases 16 to 1548 code for a protein of 510 amino acids. NCBI's taxonomy places the organism in Eukaryota, Fungi, Ascomycota, Eurotiomycetes, Eurotiales, Trichocomaceae. Gene Ontology annotation, molecular function: oxidoreductase activity, acting on paired donors, with incorporation or reduction of molecular oxygen, NAD(P)H as one donor, and incorporation of one atom of oxygen; 2-octaprenyl-6-methoxyphenol hydroxylase activity; FAD binding. Gene Ontology annotation, cellular component: mitochondrion. Gene Ontology annotation, biological process: ubiquinone biosynthetic process.